GGUCUCGGGGACCAGGCUGCUUUCAGGCAGCAGGGGGGCAGCGCGUCUGCCCCUGUUCAACCUUGUAAGGAUGAUUCCUCAAAAAAACGACGGGCCCUUGCCCACACACGGGGGUGCCGUUUACCACUGGCGCCGUGACGCACCUGGGUGUGCCUCUGUCGUGGGACUCUGAUGCGGCUGCAGCUGACCUGUACACCCGGCGGGCUCGCGGCAUGGCGUUUGUGGCGCGUCUGUGGGCUGCCCUGUCUCUGACCCUGGUUGGCCGUGUGCACAUUGCGAAGCAGGUGCUGGCGGCGAAGCUGGCCUACCACUUCAGCUUCCUCAACCCAUCGCCUGCGCAGCUGAAGGAACUCACCGACCUGGUGGACCACUUUGCUGCGCGCUCCGUGCACGCUGAGGAUGCCAGCCUGGUGUCGCACGGGAACCCGCUCCUGCUGCCAAAGCGGGAGACGGCCUGUCUGCCGUACAAGGAUGGGGGUGUCAACCAUGUCGACCUGCCUGCGUUCCUGUCUGCCCUGCAAGCUAAGACUUUCGCCCUGCUUGCCCAGCCAGGCCGGCAACCCUGGAAGACGCUCACCCGGGCGCUGCUUACUCAUGUGCGCCCGGACUCUGCCACCACGUGGGCGUGGGUGUACAGCGACGCGCCGGCGCCAGCGGGGCUGCCUGCCCGGCUGGCGGCCGCGGUCGGCCACGUGCGGAGCGCGGGCGUGGAACAGCAUCCGCCGCAGCCAGCCACUCAGCCGCCAGCGGCGCCGCCACAGUGGCGGGUUAGCCUGGACCAGCUGUGGGUGGCUAACGCUGCGGGGGCUGUGUCCUACGUCCACUACACGGGGCGGCUCUUGGAGCCUGGGCCUGGCGUGCUGCCCCCGGCAGUGGAUGGGGCGUGGCAGCCUGCCUGUGUGCUGCAGCACCGCAAGCCGCGGCACCUGUGGACCUUUGAAGAGCGGGCGGCGUACGAUGCAGCAUCACCAGGGGAACGGGCAGGGGCGUGGCCUCGGGCGCCGUACUUCCUGGCGCCGGAGGCUGGGGUGGUGGUGCACCCGGAGCACUGCCGGAUUGCGGGUGUCAGCUUGGCGGACUACACGGUGCGGGACGUGCGGCGGGCCAUCACCGCGGCCAACCCGGCCGCCCCUCUGGCUCCGGCCCGCCCCGCAGCCAUGCCGUGCCCGGCGCCAGCACAGCAGGCGGGGGGUUCGGGGACCCAGCCGGCGGCACAGUCGCGGCUGGCGGAGCGGGAGGCGGAGUGGCAGCGUGCAGCGGCGCAGCUGACCACCACGGCGGCGCAGCACUUCCACAAUAACCCGGUGGCUCUGGACCCCUGGCUCCACCGCACCUCCGCGGCAGCCGGGCUGCAGAACACGCCGGCGAGGACGUGGCUGCAGCAGCUGUGGGCCUGCGUUGCGCCCCAGGCAGCGGCACCGCCAGUGACGGACGUGGGCUUCAUGCUGGGGGACCGCAUGGGUAUGUGGGCCUCAGGCCCGCGGGGGGCGGGCGCGCUGCUGUGGAGCACUUUGCGGGCCACCUUCUUGUACGCCGUCUGGUGUGCGUACUGGUCCCGCGAGCCGGCUAAGCAGACGUCGGAGCUUGUGGUUCGGGAGGUGGUCAGCGAGCUGCGCAGGGUGAUGCAGCUGCGUUUCACUGCCGCCACGCUAACCCCUGAAACCCUGUCGGCUCUGCCCACUCAGCUUCUCACCGCACAGCUCAAGGCGGCUAAGCUGGAGCACUUUGUUGCCAUCUGGACAGCGGGUGGCGCGCUUUGUGAAGUGGAGGAGGUUCAGGGUGGGUCACCGAAGUUGCACUUGCGGCUGACGCUUGCAUCACCUGUGCAGGCCCCCUAGGUUUCCUUUUGGGCGGCGUUUCUUUCCAGGCGCUGGCGUGGCAUAUUUUCGUCAUCAGCUUAUCUGGUCGCCCCAUGUGGUAUAGCUCUGGCUGGCGUCGCAGCGCCUGGGCGGCUGUGGGCCUUCCUGCACAGCGCGUCUUGCAGCGGGCUGGAGCCCAAUUAGUCAGCGCCACAUCGGGCCCGUUUAGUUUUCUGCUUGUGUCUCCUCUGCCAGUUCUCCUGGGGCGUUGCUCAAGCAACCGACUUGUGGGGGUGGGGUGGGUUACGGCGGGUCGAGUGAUGGUAGCACUGGUGUUUUCUUUUUUAGCGCGCGGUGGUGGUGGUUCUUGCGGCUAGGCUGUGGUGUAGGUUGGUGCUUGGGUUAGGUCUGGCGGUGUUUUGGUGCAACCCCUCCCGGGGGGCGGGGGGGCCAGCCUCCUGCUCUGUCUGCCGGGUCGGGGUGGGGUGGGGUGGGGUGGGGUGGGGUGGUUGGUGGCGGUUUCGAGGUGUUUGCUUUCUGUCUUCUUCUCUUUUCUUCUCUUCUUGCCCUGUCAGGGUUCUGGUCUCGGGGACCAGGCUGUUUUCAGGCAGCAGGGGGGCAGCGCGUCUGCCCCUGUUCAACCUUGUAAGGAUGAUUCCUC
Chlamydomonas reinhardtii is the source of this 2460-nucleotide messenger RNA. RefSeq lists its product as uncharacterized. The transcript is spliced from 2 exons. The record is from RefSeq and is a predicted model, not a curated record. The coding region runs from base 213 to 1838 and encodes 541 amino acids. NCBI's taxonomy places the organism in Eukaryota, Viridiplantae, Chlorophyta, Chlorophyceae, Chlamydomonadales, Chlamydomonadaceae.